Colletotrichum paranaense is the source of this 345-nucleotide messenger RNA. RefSeq lists its product as uncharacterized. Lineage: Eukaryota; Fungi; Ascomycota; Sordariomycetes; Glomerellales; Glomerellaceae. The record is from RefSeq and is a predicted model, not a curated record. The transcript has a single exon. Bases 1 to 345 code for a protein of 114 amino acids.
AUGCGCUGGCAUCUCUCCCUUACUUCUCAGCGUUGCAGUCGCAGUCGCCAGGGCUCUGUUUACCAUGUUUACCAGCAGCAACCUCAAGGAAUCGUCAUCCAAAAGGACCCUAGAGAUAAACUCACCACCACCAUCCGACGGAAAACAAGCCUCGACAUCUUGUCGAUGAAUCGGCUGAUGAGGCAGGCCGUGCUGCCUCCGGACUCUGCUACCACCAAAUUGGCCUCCCAAGCGUUCAAAGACGUCCUGGUCGUAUCUCAUCGACAUCGAGAUGAGGGAACAGCUGUCACAUCCCACGCACGCAGCCUUCCCGAGGCGCCCCCGUACGUACCGUACCGCAUCUAA